Molecule: messenger RNA, 1602 nt
Organism: Cyphellophora attinorum
Lineage: Eukaryota; Fungi; Ascomycota; Eurotiomycetes; Chaetothyriales; Cyphellophoraceae
Exons: 2
Coding region: 1-1602 (533 amino acids)
Source: RefSeq, a predicted model, not a curated record
AUGCCUGUCGUCAAACGGAAGCAUCAGGCCGGCGGUGAGGACAAUUAUAGGAAGCCCAAAGUUCCGCGCAAUAGCCAACUCGACGCUACACAAUCGGGCAGCAUAGGAAAGCCUGGCAUCGGUCUACUCGAUCUACCUGCAGAGAUACUGCUCGAGAUAUUCUACUGGACUCGCGAGCCGUGCAUGAUCCAUGCAUGUAAACAGCUAUAUGAACUGCUCCCAGACUAUACUGGCCACAGCAAGAUGCUGCUCGGCUUGGCCUUCGCCACCAGACAUGGGGGUUACCUCACACCCUGGAUUACCCGACAUGCAGACAUUGCCCGGUAUGAAGACAGGCCUCUUGCAGGAUUCAACCCUUUCGCAAAGUUCUAUCCACACUUUGGCCCUUACCUGGACCCAAGGGAGGGCCGAUUUGGGCAUUCCAUGAACGCCGUGAAUUGCAACACGCUGUGGCAGGAAAAGGUCGUGUCACUACAUCUGCUGGACAAUCCAGACUAUCGAAUCACAACUCGUCAGAAUCAGCGCCUUAAGGAUCUCGUCGCUGGCCAUGGGGGUCCCAAUGCUGAUCUGAAGCUCAGGAUGCAGGUGGAAAUCAACCAUGGUGGAUGGUAUCACGCUGUCCUCACUUUGCGUGACAACUUCCUUCAUGUCAGGAUCCAUAACCAAGAACGUACACAAAUCUUGUACGACCUGUUUGCUUUCUCGUAUGUUCCACAUUGUCUCCUGCGAGACGCUACGGCAGUCGACAGCGCAGACCUUAGAGAUCUCUUUGUGCGCUGCUGUAAUGUCACCCCAGGAGAUGCCCUCCACAAAUUGACGAGGGAUCCGGACACUGAUCAUGUCACUCGCUUGCUCAAGUGUGACGAGCACUUGCUGGAGCGCCGGAUUCUACAGACCCUGGAGCUACCUCCUCCCCACCUCCGGACCACACUUCAUAGGAUAGAGAUUGCCCAAAAUCUGCAUGAGCUGCUCAUCCUCAACUACGUGUGUAGAGACCCGGUCACUGUCAGCUGCAAUAUGCUCAGCGCUUGUGUGGAACACAACCUGCCCGAGUGCCUCGAUCAUCUCCUCGGCAAUUAUCUCACCACGGCUUCGAGCUACUGGGUCGACCGUGACAUACAAAGGAGAAAAGCAAAACGCCGGACCGCCGUCACCGAAAAGGACGUUGUGAGACUGAAAAACAGAGCUGCCAAACUAGACAAGAAGAAUACAGAGGGGACCUGUCUUGAUCGACUCGAAGCCGAACUCGAGCACUACUCAGAAAUGAAAACGCUGGCGAGAGAGUCUGGUGUCGCUACCUGGCAGGAGGCUGAAGAUGCACUCCGGGACCAAGAACGAGAGGUCCGCGACCACAUGGAACGCUUUCAUGACGAUGACGAUGAUGAGUCACUCGGUGAGGGCGAGUGGGACUCGGAGGACUCAUCUGACGAAGACUCGGACCCAGGACUGUUCGAUCCAGAAGAAUGGGGGCCGGAGCACUUUCUUGACUAUUCGGAAGACUCGGACUCGGAUACUGACGACGAUGGAUUUGAGGACGGUGAAGACUCUGGUCGAAGCUCUCCAAGCGAAGCAGAGCAAGUCUCCGGGCCAGAUACGUCGUGA